GUCCUGGUUUUUUAGUCUUUGCACAACCUGAUUUCAGCAAAGCUUGCCUCAGGUGAUGACAGACCGGGUGGAUGGGUGCAAUGACAGACGUCUAAGUGGUAGUGCAUGCCAGAAGGAGCACUGAACUGUGUCAAGUGGGUCAUAUUAUAUUAAAUUACAGUGCUUGUGUACUUUUGUAGAUGGCGAACGGACAGCUGUCAAGGGCAGAGGCAUUGGCCUGCUCAGGCUGCAGACACGCGUGUCACGUGAUGCUCUACUCUGACACCAAAAGUCAGCUUUUUGGGAGAAUUCCCAUCAGGCAUAUCAUACUGAUGCAGAUGCGCUUUGACGGUAUGCUGGGUUUCCCUGGCGGGUUUGUAAACCAAUCACAGGAGAGCCUGGAGGCCGGGCUCUGCAGGGAAUUAGAGGAGGAGGUGGGUGUAGCUCUUUCCAUAUCAGAAGACGAUCAUAUGGACGCUCAGCAUGCUCCUGGUACCUCCCCCUCGUCACCCCGUCUCAUCACUCACUUCUAUGUAAAAAAGCUAGAGGAGGAGCAGAUAAGGGAGGUGGAGAAAGCCUCUGUAUCCACAGCAACAGAUCACGGCCAGGAGGUUCUGGGCAUGGUCCGAGUUCCGCUCUACACCACAAAGGGUGGGGGAGGCCUCUCAUCAUUCCUGUCACACACAUUCAUUGGGAAUGCUCGCUCCCAGCUGGUCAACUCUUUGCUGCGUCUCCACCUCGUUUCCCCCGAGGACCUGCGCAAAGCCCUCAAGCACUCGCUGAAGAUGCACGCACGCAGUGCAGUGGAUGUGCAGGCAGUGCUCAAACUGACGGAGGCCGAGAGAGAGCAGUCUUGAUUCACGGUUACUCAAGACAGAGGCGUCGAAAUGGAGGGAAAAGUGGGAAUGUUUUACCAGCGCCCCAAGCACCUGGGAGGCCCUGGGCUUUUGUAAAGUUUUGAAGAUUGUUUUCUUGUAUUUAAAUAUGUCAGUUAUAAAAAUCAAUGUAAUAAUUUUCAUGAUAAAAUACAUUUUCCUGUGAAAGUUCAUUAAUGAGGUUGCUUUAAUCAAAUUAAUACUACCUACACCCACCUUGCAUGCACACUUACAGUAAAUAUGCUUGUACUCAUUGCUGCUGUCAGACUUUUGCAUUUUGGUUGCCUUGUUCAGCUAGCUGGCAUUGCUUAUGAUGGGUAUUUAGGCUUUCCAUCUUCCCAAACUAGAAGAUGAUGUGAUGAUGAAGCAGAAUCCAAUGAGGCAAACCAGUUGAACAAAGAGAACUUUAUUACAACCAGCAAGCAUCAUGAACAGGUCGGCCGCCCUGUGAGAAGGCUAGGUCAGAUCAGAAGCACUUCCAACGAGAAGUCGGCAAGCAGUCACAUUUACAGGAUUUGCAAACCAUUACGUCAACCUGUUGUCUUGAGGGUUGGCUCUUUCCUUACAUGGUCAAGACACAUGUUGCUUUGACAUUGACUAACGACUGUCACAUCUAUGGAAUCAUGGCACCAACCAGUCUACCAUCUUUGAGACUUUGGGCCUAUUCCCAAACAUUGCCUGCAUUUGGAAAAAGGUGCAAGGGACUCACUAAGAUCCUAUGGGAGUUCUGGUUUGACCAACUCCCAGUGACCAUUCUAUAUGUGUGUACGUGAGGUUUUAUUGCCCUUGAUUUACUCGUCUGUCUAAACCAGGGGUCUCAAACACGCGGCCCGCGGGCCAUUUGUGGCCCACCAAAUCAUAUCUUGCGGCCCGCGACUGGACAUCAAAGAGUGCAGCCCGCAAAAUCCGGGCAAGCUCUGUGUUACUUACAUACUUACAGGGGCAAGUAAACACCAACACUGAACUAACAGUGGUGUUAUCACAUGGACCGUGGGAGGGAUGGCCCUUUGGCAUUAUUGUGAGCCAUGUAUUGUGAAUUGUAUCGUAUCGUGAGGUACCCUGAGAUUCCCAGCCCUACUCCCAAUACUUGAUCCGGCCCAUCCUCACCCAGAGUCUACCUCCAGUAGCCCCCAGUGAAAUUGAGUUUGAGACCACUGGUCUAAACAGUCCAAACUGAUAUACUAUUGUUUGCUAUUUAGCUGCUGGUCGAACUCUCGUCACCAGAGCCUCACCUUCCUGGAACACAUGCGGAGACAUAUAAGAUAUGGCAUUUUAUAUAUUACUGUAUCAGAUACUACACUUACACCAGCUUCAUGAGGCUGGAGCAUAAUGAAGCUCUCAGUCUCUGUGCGUAGUGUGAUGUGCACCACCAAAAAACUCUCGAGCUUCAGUAGCGCUGAUCAUUAAGGCUGUGAUUGGUUGGCUUGUAGAGCAUUAUUUUGUGUGUACAUACGACUUGUUGAGAGGAUGGACAGACCACCACCGCAAACCCCUUCUCCUGCGAUUUCGGAACUACUGACUGUUGUUACGCAUCGAUUUGUUCCAGCUGCCAUAGUAUUUCUCUGAUUAAUUAUCAUUGUUCAUUGACGAGAAGCUAACAAGCUAAGGCUAUGACCACGCAAACAUGGAUAUUUUCA
Molecule: messenger RNA, 2491 nt
Organism: Dunckerocampus dactyliophorus (ringed pipefish)
Lineage: Eukaryota; Metazoa; Chordata; Actinopteri; Syngnathiformes; Syngnathidae
Product: U8 snoRNA-decapping enzyme-like
Exons: 4
Coding region: 180-836 (218 amino acids)
Biological process (GO): sno(s)RNA catabolic process; mRNA catabolic process
Cellular component (GO): nucleus
Molecular function (GO): phosphodiesterase decapping endonuclease activity; snoRNA binding
Source: RefSeq, a predicted model, not a curated record